AAUAUUGAGAAAAGUCACGAGUGACGACUUGAGUUGAAAACAAGUUAGAGAGAGAGAGAGAGAGAGAGAGAGUGAAGUGAAGAGAAUGGCGAGAACUUCUUCUUCUUCUUCUCCUUCUUCUUCUUCUUCCAUCACCAAGGAUGCACAAGACCUUCUCCGUGCACUUUGGUCUGCAUAUUCCGCUACACCUACAAAUCUCAAGAUCAUCGAUCUCUAUGUCGCUUUCGCUGUUUUCACCGCACUCCUUCAGGUAGUUUACAUGGCUCUGGUUGGAACAUUUCCAUUUAACUCCUUCCUUUCUGGAGUACUCUCUUGUGUGGGGACCGCAGUUUUGGCCGUUUGUCUCCGGAUCCAAGUCAAUAAAGAGAACAAGGAAUUCAAGGAUCUUGCGCCUGAGCGUGCUUUUGCUGAUUUUGUUCUCUGCAAUGUGGUGCUUCAUUUGGUGAUCAUCAACUUCCUCGGUUAAAUUGGUUUGGUGUGGUUUUGUUGUUUCGAAGAGAAAGAUAAUCAUGGGAUGAUAAAAAUCCAAUAGUAUUGUAUUUUUGGGGAUUUUGUUUUGAACAUAGAAAUGCUAAAUAUUUUGUUAUCUUUUAAAACUACCAUUUUAAUGAUGAAUUACAGAAGGUGAACAUGGAUAUCUCAA
This is a messenger RNA of Trifolium pratense (red clover), 643 nucleotides long. RefSeq names its product dolichyl-diphosphooligosaccharide--protein glycosyltransferase subunit DAD1. The record is from RefSeq and is a predicted model, not a curated record. The coding region runs from base 86 to 466 and encodes 126 amino acids. Gene Ontology annotation, biological process: protein N-linked glycosylation. Lineage: Eukaryota; Viridiplantae; Streptophyta; Magnoliopsida; Fabales; Fabaceae. Gene Ontology annotation, cellular component: membrane; oligosaccharyltransferase complex. The transcript is spliced from 5 exons.